AUAAGAAAGUAUGACAUGUCCAAACUGUCUUCAUUCCAUACAACCUGCCUCAGAAAAAUCCUCUGUAGCUUUUGACCCAGAACAAUCUCAAACCGAGAUCUAUUGACACGGUGCAACUAAGAGAAUCUGAGCACCAGCAUUGCGAGGAGAUGUUGGAGAUUGAUCGGUCAUGUGCUUCGGAUUGAAACCGAUUCCAUCACCAGAGUAGCAAUAAGAUGGACACCUGAAGGCAAGCAAAAAUGAGGCCACCCGAAAACAGCAUGGUGAAGAGCUGUGGAAGCUGAGCUGAAAAACCUGGGGCACAGCUGGGGAACCAUUGAAAGACUUGCCAGAAACAGACAGGAGUGGAGGAGCUUUGUCACUGCCCUAAAUACCAGAGGUAUAAUAGGAACAUGAUGGUGAUGAUGAUGAAUUAUAGUUCACCUCUAAAAGUAAGACACCGCUUCCUUUUGAUAGCUGGCUUUUGUGUCUGCUACUGGGAUUUUUAACAUAUAAGGCUCCACAUGGACAUGUUUACAAGACUUGUAUCCAAAGCACAUCUUGAAACACCUGUUGCAAAUUCUGUAGGCCAGCUCUAAGGAAUAGCUAACCUCUUUAGGAAUGCGGCAGUGGGUCUGGAUUUUUAGCCAUGACUUGAAGGUAUGGAGUUCAGGGUUUACGGCACCAGACUGGAAGUCAAAAGAUCUGGGUUCUUUUCUGCUCUCUGCUUCUUGACUUUAGGCCUCAGUUUCUCAAUCAGACAAAUGGGACAAUACCACCUGCCUUUGUAAAGGGCUGGUUUCAUGAAUUCUGCCCCCAGCACGUACUGAUCUCACAACCACCUAAAUUCCCUGAAGUUUCCCCCCCAGUGUUCUGGGUUUAGCCAACUUUUUCCAAUGCUGGGCACCCCCAGCCACACAUAGCUGUUGUCUGUCACAAAUACCUGUGAUGGAGUUCCUAAUAUACAUACUGAAGUUUUAUUGCUUAUGUGAUUGGGUCAUGAACAGCAAGGAAUGAGCAUUGCCUUAUCUUUCCCCUUACAUAACCUCUCCUUCCUAUGUACAAACCUGGCAUCAGUACAGCUAUCCACCCCAAGGAUAGUACUUUAGACCAAAUUAAAGGAUGGGGAGAUCGUUAGGCUAGAAAAUUCAAGUGUGUUGAGGCUGCAAUAGAGACACAGAGUAGAAGGCUCAGAAGCAGGGAUAAAUAAUACCUAAGUACUAGGCUGAGCAAAUAAUUGGAAUGAAGCAAUUUUAGUUUCAAAACCAAACAGGUGAUCUUUUUAAACCAACCUCUUUCCCCGUGUAAGAUAGAACAAUCCUCUAUUAAGGGGUUCCAGAACACAAUGUGAUGCCUUUUUUCGUUGAUGUAUGAAAUUUUAUCAUCCCUGUGAUUGGCUUUUGCUUUAUAAUGCCACUGAAUUAUACAGUCAGUCACCACUCAUGACAGCUUUGCUUUAUGACUUCACCUGCUGACAUCAUCUAUUAAACAAUGCCAAGAGGUUUCAGAUCAGUAACCUCCAAAGGACUCAGGCACCAGAGUCAACCAUCAUGCAGUGCAAAGGAAUACACAGCUAGCUUAUGUACAGAUGAGAUGUAGGUUUCACCUUCCGAGGCACUUGUUGCUUCUGGCGCCAUGGAUGAUGCUGCAGUCCUUAAGAGGAAAGGUUACAUCAUGGGGAACAAUUUAGGAGAGAGCUCUUUUGCCAAAGUGAAAUGCGCCUACUCUGAGCGCCUGAAAUUCCACGUGGCAGUGAAGAUUACAGACAGGAAAAAUGUUCCUCCUGAGUUCUUGGAAAAAUUUCUCCCCAGGGAAUUGGAGAUAUUGGCAACAGUGAGCCACUGUUCUAUCAUCAAGAUCUAUGAGAUCUUUGAGACAUCUGGCAAAGUCUACAUAGUCAUGGAGCUCGGUGUACGAGGAGACUUACUGGAGUUCAUCAAGAGAAACAGAGGUCUGCCUGAAGAAGUAGCACGCAAGAUGUUUCGCCAGCUAUCUUGCGCCAUCAAAUACUGCCACGAUUUGGACGUUGUCCACAGGGACCUGAAAUGUGACAACAUCCUCCUGGAUAAAGACAUGAACAUCAAACUGUCUGACUUUGGCUUUUCCAAACGGUGCUUCCAGGAUGAGAAUGGGGAAGUGAUCCUCAGUCAAACCUUCUGUGGUUCUGCUGCUUAUGCUGCUCCUGAAGUGAUAGAAGGCAUUCCUUAUCAGCCCAAAGUUUAUGACAUAUGGAGCCUGGGCGUCAUUCUGUAUGUGAUGGUCAGCGGAUACAUGCCAUACGAUGACUCCAACGUUAAGAGAAUGCUCCGCUUUCAGAAGGAACACCGAGUGAUCUUCCCUGAGUCUUUGACACAUGAAUGCAAAGAUCUUAUUUUCCGUAUGCUGCAGCCCGAUGUGUCUCACCGGCUACGAAUCGAAGAUGUUUUGAACCAUGCUUGGGUGCAGGGGAAGCGCCAGAAGCCACACACCAUGCUUGAAUAAUCAAUCAAUAAACCACUAAGCACAAACAAAGGGGAAGGCAUAUCUGUUUCGAGAGGCUGUCACACCGCAGAGUGCUGUAACUGCUGCUGUGAUCCAUGGUUUCCUUUGCUCAAUGUGCCCUUGAAUGUGUCAUUCUCCUGGUGAGAUUUCUAUCCACUUUCAUAUUUAGAAACAAAAAGAAAAGGAGUACUUGUGGCACCUUAG
This is a messenger RNA of Dermochelys coriacea (leatherback sea turtle), 2664 nucleotides long. Its product is annotated as testis-specific serine/threonine-protein kinase 1-like. The coding region runs from base 1615 to 2460 and encodes 281 amino acids. Gene Ontology annotation, biological process: protein phosphorylation; intracellular signal transduction; microtubule cytoskeleton organization. The transcript has a single exon. Lineage: Eukaryota; Metazoa; Chordata; Testudines; Dermochelyidae. Gene Ontology annotation, cellular component: cytoplasm. Gene Ontology annotation, molecular function: tau-protein kinase activity; ATP binding; protein serine/threonine kinase activity. The record is from RefSeq and is a predicted model, not a curated record.